AUGUGGAUCCAGGGCCCUGUGAGGGUGGAACAGGAAGGGCUCUGCCCAGGGCCCACCAGCUCCUUGGCACUUCUGCUGGCAGACCAGCGGGUGGAGGUGAGCGAGCUUGCUCUCUGCAUCCACAGGCAGGACGAGGUGCUUCAAAGCUUGUGGCCCCCACUCCCCAGCAUGGGCAUCGGCCCCGUGGCUUUGGGAGUCUGCUGCCCGGCAGUGGAAUGGGCUGACCCAGGCUCUGGACUCUCCAAGGCUGGCACUCAGGAAGACCCCAUCAAGAAGAAGCGCCCCCCUGUGAAGGAGGAGGACCUGAAGGGGGCCCGAGGGAAGCUGACCAAGAACCAGGAGAUCAAGUCCAAGACCUACCAGGUCAUGCGGGAGUGUGAGCAAGCUGGUUCUGCCGCCCCAUCGGUGUUCAGCCUUGCCCGGACUGGCACCGAGACCGUUUUUGAGAAGCCCAAAGCCGGACCCGCCAAGAGUGUCUUUGGCUGAGAAGUGCACGCCACGCCCCUCACCGUCAGCAACACCUAGACACAGGAGCCUUUCCCAAGAACUCUUUUUUUUAUGCCAGAACAUAGCUUCUCACCCGUGGCCUCUGGGAUUGGCACCCUCCCCGACAACCCUGGCCCCUGAGCCCAGGGACUCUGCAUCAGCACCUGGGCAACACCAAUAAAGAGGAUGCCCAAGUGGCCCCAGCA
Messenger RNA from Balaenoptera ricei (Rice's whale), 692 nucleotides. RefSeq names its product musculoskeletal, embryonic nuclear protein 1 (gene MUSTN1). Gene Ontology annotation, cellular component: nucleus. The transcript has 4 exons. NCBI's taxonomy places the organism in Eukaryota, Metazoa, Chordata, Mammalia, Artiodactyla, Balaenopteridae. The coding region runs from base 1 to 486 and encodes 161 amino acids. The record is from RefSeq and is a predicted model, not a curated record. Gene Ontology annotation, biological process: chondrocyte proliferation; chondrocyte differentiation; tissue regeneration.